Molecule: messenger RNA, 1110 nt
Organism: Myxocyprinus asiaticus (Chinese sucker)
Lineage: Eukaryota; Metazoa; Chordata; Actinopteri; Cypriniformes; Catostomidae
Product: protein FAM131C-like
Exons: 6
Coding region: 210-1085 (291 amino acids)
Source: RefSeq, a predicted model, not a curated record
UGGUUUUCUCCUGAACCAGUUGUGUUCCUUCUAUCUUUUCCCCACCUCUAUUAUCUACUUGGUUUCCUCUGCCUCUGCCUGUUCCAUAUCCCCUUCUUUCCAGCACUCUCUCUCUCUCUCUCUCUCUCUCUCUCUCUCUCUGUCUGUAGCUAAUUUUUCCCCGUUGCCCCACUCUCAGUCAGCAUGGUGAACAGAUAACUGCUAAGCUGAUGAACAUGGGCUCCUGCCUCUGCAAAGGUCACCAAGAGCUUCAAAAUGGCCAGCUACACCCCAUGGAAGAGCUUCAGUCCUAUGCUGAGGGACAGCCCAUUUUCAAGGAUAACCAACAGUCCUACAAUGGCAGCAUGUCAGAUAAAAGGAGCAGCAGUGGGUAUGACAUUGGAGAACUGGCUACGUCCUCCCUACUGGCCUCACCUCUUCACCUCCUUUCCUUUCCUUUCCUUCCCUUUUCUGCACCCAUUUUAAUCCCUCCAAUCUCCUCAGGACUGCUGGCCACAAUUAAGGACCACAUCACCAAACCCACUGCGAUGGCCCAGGGCCGGGUUGCCCACCUGAUUGAGUGGAAGAGUUGGGGAGGGGAGGCAACGUCUGGAGGGGGUCAGUGUGGCUGGACUCGAGAUGGAGGGGGCUGGGGAGGUUUAGGAGCAGCACUGCAGGAGGACGAGCAACUUUACUCCCACCUCACUGAUGAAAUAAAGGAAGCACGAUUUGCUGCGGGUGUCGCAGAGCAGUUUGCACUGGCUGAGGCAGCAAUGAAUGCCUGGUCCACACAGGACAUUGAAAAUCAAACCACAGCCAGCACAAUCCCAUUACAAGAUCCUGAGGGCCUCUAUCUCUCUCAGUUCCUCUUGGAUGGAGGCAGUCUGGGUGUUCCUCAGCACCUAUACAGGAUGCACAUGGAUGCUAAUGCUGACACCAGCUCCCUGGCAACUUCUCAGCGUCCUCCGUCCCAUUCCCCCAGUCAUUUUCACUCUCCACUGGACAUACAGCAUCCUCAAAUGGAGCAGAGAAUCACGCCAUCGGAAGAGUCCAUACGACAUGCAGACAGCAUUUCGCUGUCAGAGGAUGAGGUUUUUUACAACUAAGAUAUUGACUGCUGGUGACACAACC